AUGAUGUCAGCAAGACAGGUUUUCCGGCUCUCCAGCCGUAUGAGAUGCUUCAGCUCGACGGCCGCUCGGCCUGCUGCUGAGGUAAAGCGGUUGGGAGUGAUUGGCGCGGGGCAAAUGGGUCUCGGGAUUGCGUUGGUAGCAGCUCAGAAAGCCCAAGUUCCAGUAACCCUAGUCGACUCAUCAUCAGCAUCUCUUGAAAAGGGGUUGGCCUUUGCAGAGAAGCUCCUGGCCAAAGAUGUCUCCAAGCAGCGCAUCACCCAAGACCAAGCCGACGCCGCUCGCACCCUGCUCACACCCAGCACCAAAAUCGAGGACCUAGCAUCCGCCGACUUCGUCAUCGAGGCCGUCCCCGAGAUCCCCGAGCUCAAGUUCGACAUCUUCGGCAAACUCGCCCAAAUCUGCCCCAAGCACGCCAUCCUAGCCACCAACACCUCGUCCAUCUCCAUCACCCGCAUCGCCGCCUCCACCACCGGCGGCAACCCAACCGACACCACCAACAGUUCCCGCGUCGUCUCCACGCACUUCAUGAACCCCGUCCCAGUCCAAAAGGGCGUAGAGAUCAUCUCGGGCCUGCAGACGUCUGCCGAGACCCUCGAGACAGCCGUGGCCUUUUGCAAGCGCCUGGGCAAAGUGACCUCCGUCUCGGCCGACUCGCCGGGGUUCCUCGCCAACCGAAUCCUGAUGCCGUACAUCAACGAAGCCAUCAUCUGCCUCGAGACGGGCGUCGGCGAUCGCGACUCCAUCGACGCUAUUAUGAAGAAUGGUACCAACGUGCCCAUGGGGCCUCUGCAGCUCGCCGACUUUAUUGGUCUCGAUACCUGUCUUUCUAUUAUGAAGGUUCUGCACACCGAGACUGGGGACUCCAAGUACCGCCCUAGCGUGCUUCUGCGGAACAUGGUUGAUGCCGGGUGGUUGGGCAAGAAGAGCGGCAAGGGGUUUUACGACUAUUAG
This is a messenger RNA of Dichotomopilus funicola, 951 nucleotides long. RefSeq names its product 3-hydroxyacyl-CoA dehydrogenase. Gene Ontology annotation, biological process: fatty acid metabolic process. Bases 1 to 951 code for a protein of 316 amino acids. Gene Ontology annotation, molecular function: NAD+ binding; oxidoreductase activity, acting on the CH-OH group of donors, NAD or NADP as acceptor. Lineage: Eukaryota; Fungi; Ascomycota; Sordariomycetes; Sordariales; Chaetomiaceae. The transcript is spliced from 3 exons. The record is from RefSeq and is a predicted model, not a curated record.